AUGAGUGAAGAUUCAAUGAUCAGCCUAGUUGAAGAGCUGGAAAUAAUAUCUAGAGACGAACAUACGAUUAUUCACAUUUUGGAUUUUGGAUUUAUUUCGACAGAAAGUGCAAGGCUUUGUGGUUUGCAGUCCUUUUCAAAUAAUUAUAAGAGUAGUGGGAGUUUGAUUUUAUUUGAAGAUGGUCAAAGCAAUGACGAAAUUAAUGACAGCUCAAUCUGUUUUGAUUUAAACUCUGAAUCAAACAUUAACACUACCAGAUCAAAUAGAGAUUUGUUACUCACUGUUUUGGUUGGGAAUAUUUGUAUUAAUAAUACAUGCUUUGCUUUAGAUGAACACAUUAACAAUAGAAUUUUCAAUAGUAGGCCAAUAUCUCCAGAAAAUUAUUUAAAUUCUAGAAACACAUUAAAUUCUUUUAGCAAUUUGGAUUCUAUAGACCCCAGUAUUGAAAACAAUCCUCAAAAACAAUUUAAAGGGAUCGAAAUCGAAAUAUCAAUAAAUAAUCAAUACCCAAGUACUCCGCCAGAUAUUUGCUACCUUUCCCAUUAUAAUUUAAAUAAGGAUUAUAAAGAAAAGAUCAAGAUCAAUGUUGACAAAUUUCUUAAAAAUUCUCAAAUUGAAUAUCGGCUCACACAAGUAAUAGGUAUUAUUAAAAAUAUUUUGAAUUGUUCAAAUAGAUUAGAAGAAAGUGAACAGCAAACACAAAUAGUUUGCGAAAAUGAGCUAAGAAAUAAUAAAGAGGGUGAAAGGAAUUGUCUUGAAGGUUAUGACCACAAAUUAAUCUCGCUAGAUGAGAAAAAACAUGAAGAAGAUACUCACUAUAUGCUUUCUUCUAAUAGAUUUGAAGACAACUUUGAAGUGAUUAAAAUAUUAGGCUAUGGUGGGUUUGGUUCUGUUUUUAUGGCUAGAGAACACUUUGGAGGAAAAUGUACUUAUGCAAUUAAACAAAUACCACUAAGCUCAAGAAAUUUACGUGAAAACCAAAUGUUAAUAAAUGAAGCUGCAAUGCUUGCUUGCCUAAAUCAUGAAAAAAUAGUUAGAUAUUAUCAUGCUUGGGUUCAAGAAUCUGUUGAUGGUAACACCAGAUGCAUUAAUAAUGAACUGUUUGAUGAUAAUAUCUACAGCUCAUUUGCUCCUGAAUUAAUUUCUCAAUUAUCUGCAAUGACAGCUCAAUAUAUAACAAAUGAUUUUUCAAUACUUGACGAUCACAAAAAGAAAAGACCAGAACAAAGUUUAUUAAAGGGAGAUAAAAAGAAAUCUAUUUAUUUAUUUAUUCAAAUGGAAUAUUGUUCUGGCUAUUCUCUUCAAAACGCAAUUGACAAGGGAUUAAUUUUUAACAACCAGAAACUCAUUUGGCACAUUUUCUAUCAGAUAGUUCAGGGGCUCUCAUAUUUACAUGGAAAGGGAGUAAUUCAUCGUGAUUUAAAGCCUUCGAAUAUUUUUUUACAAUUAGAUGAAAAUAAUUCCAAUGAAACACAAGAAGAAAAUUGGUAUUUGGUUAAACUAGGAGAUUUUGGGCUCACAACGUUUGUUAAUAUCUUUGAAAGGUUUUCUUAUCCAAACAAUUCUAUCGAUAACUUGAAAGCAAAUAAAGAACUUUCAUCAGGUGUAGGAACUAUGUUUUAUAUGGCACCUGAACAAUGUAAAGGUAACAGUUACAAUCAAAGUGCGGAUAUGUUCAGUCUAGGAGUCAUUUUAUUUGAAAUGUAUCAUCCACCUUUUAAAACAGGAAUGGAAAGAGUACAGAUACUUACUCAAUUAACUAAAUAUUCAACUAUUCCCAAAAAUUGCAAUAUUCCUAAUAAAGUUCAAAUACUUAUUAAGUCUUUAUUAAACCAAAAUCCAGAAGAGAGGCCUACAUCUUACCAGCUUCUUUAUAAUGAAUGGAUUCUGAAGCAAACAAAAUUCUAUUUGAAUUUAGAAGACUCAGUGAUACUUGCGAGCGAUUUAGACUUAGUUGGUGCAAGAGGAGAAUAUAGUUCUCAAAAGAUAUGCGACAUUAUUAGUAGGAACCCAUAUAUACACGAGAAUAUUCAGAUUCUCUCUACAUUGUUUUCAAUAGAAAAGAGAUCAAUGGAUAAACAGUUUUACAGAAGUAAUGCAUGCUUUUCAUACUUCCCAUUUCAUUUAAGCAAUUCUGGGUACAAGAUCUGUCCAUUUCAAACAGAUAAUAUAUUACUCAACCAUCAUCACUAUUAUAAAAAAAGGUCUGAACUAAUUACUUAUAUAAAAAAUAUAUUCAAAACACACGGAGCGACAGAAGUUGGAAUUCCCAUUUUGUUUCCAAAAAUUAACAAUAAGAACUUAAUUUUUGAUGAAAAAACUCAAAGUGAAAUUAAUUGCAAUGAUAGAAAAGUUAACUUUGAUCUUGACUAUUUGAUUUUAUCAACUAAUGAACGGUUUGAGAAUGACUCCCAAAAGAAUAAGAAAGGAAGAAAACACUUGUCUAAAAAAAAUCAACAAAGUAACAAAGAAUAUAAUGAAUUAAAUGAAAGUAUAACCAUUUCUGACAACCCCUUGACUGUUGUUCUCUUAGAUAGAAGUGGAAAUCCGCUUGUACUAUGUAAUAAUAUACUAAAGAGUAUGUCUGCACAGCUCGGAGAUGGGCAGGGAUUGAGAAUGGGAGCUGUUAUUAAAAGAUUUUAUAUAGACUCAAUUUAUACUCAAGAUAAUUUAAUUAAUUUGGAUGCAAGUAAUAGCAGAGGUGCGAUCACUCAUGGGCACCCUAAAGAAUUACUUUUUGGAACAUACGAAAUUGUUGUUAAAAUAAAUGAUCGAGUAAUUGAGGAAUUUGAUAGUGUUAUAAAUUUUUUUGAAUUUCCUAUUGAAGUUCAAAAUAUUAGUGGUAAUCUAAAUAUUUCUCCAAUGUGGUAUUAUAAUAUUAUAAUCUAUUAUGAUAUUGAAAUUAUCAUUACAGCAUUAGAUACACUUAAGCCUUAUGAAAUGUUUAUUGGGCAACCCAUUUUAGUUUGGGGAGACUCGCAAUUUUUUAUUGCUUUAUUGGAAAGUUGGAUUGGAAUUAAAUAUGAUAAGGGGAAAUACCUUCAGAUUUGGUUACAGAAUAUGAUACCUAAAGGAAUUUCAAGAGGAAAGUUAUUGGAUUUUUUGCAAAAAAUCACAUUAAUUUCUCUUGCAGAGUUUGUAAACAGUUAUAAUUUUGAUCGUGAAAUUGAAGGAUCAAAUAUUAUGAAGACAGAACUUCCGGAACAAAUUGUGAAAUAUUAUAUUGGAUUAAAAAUAUUAUCAUACCCCUCGAUUUUAGAAAAAGUGGUGGAAUAUAUUUUCUUCAUAAUUAAUGAUUUUAAAGGUUCAAUACAGAAUUUGAUUGAAUUAAUAAAUAAAGGUACAAAUGAAAUUUUUAACCUAUUUGAAAUGGAAAAGAAAAAGUUUAUAAUUACUUGUAAAAACGGGAUUUUCAAAGAGUUAGCUAAAGUUACAAGAUACCCACUAUUCAUCAAUUUGCUAGUUAAUAAUAAAGGUUUUAAUGGGAAUUUUGCCGUAAAUUUUAAAACUUCAGAUAGUUUUAAUGAGGAAAAAAUUUUAAAUCAAAAUGAAGUAUUUAAAAAUCCAGAAUUAGUAACUCCUAAUUUACUAAAAGUUAUAUAUAGAAUAUUUUUAUUCAACAAUCUAUUAAAUAGCACCAAUUUGGGUAUUACAAAAAUAUUUUUUGAUCCAAUAUUGUUUUCAAAUAAUAACUUUUUUGAAUCAGGUUUUUUUUUCUAUAUCUUCUCAGGUGAAACUUCUUUUGAUCAAAACAAUAUUCAAACGGAUAUUCAGCCGUUUGGUUAUUCGCAAAAUAUAACAAUAUGUAAAGUGGGAUGCAUAAUGGAUUUAAUUUUUGAAAAUAAGUAUAAUAUAAAUAAUUCUAAUUCCCCAUAUAAUUCACUCAAACAUUCAAAUGUUGAGCUACUUGUCAAAGGAGGAAGGCUUGAUAAUUGGUAUAUUAGUGCCAACACUGAUAAAGUGAUAUUUUUCAAGAAUUACAGUUCUAAGAAAAAUAAUGAUAAGAUUUCAGCAGUAGGAUUUGAAAUAGUACUCGAAAGAAUAAUAUACAAACUUCUCAGAAACACAAAGUUUAAGACUAUCACUCCACCUCCAAGUUCGAGUGUGCCUAAUAAUAAUGAAUUAUUCUCAAAUACAGGAAUUCAUGUAUUUAUUUUAAAUAAUACCAAAUAUCAAUUAAAAUCAUUUAAAUUAAGGCAGUUAUUGCUAUUAAAAGGGAUAAAAUGCCAAAGAAACAUUUCAUCAAAUAAUUUGGACACUAUUAAACAGAAAAGCCAUAUAAAAAGUAGAUUUCCUUCAUUACAUUGGAUUGUACAUAUUAUUCGUGGAAAUUUUGGCGAUAAUAGAAAACAUCUAUCAAUGAACUCUUUGAAUAAAUCUUCUCAUUCACCAUACCAAGCAAAUAACUCAUAUUCAAAUUUGUUGAAUAAUUCAUAUUUACCCGAAAACCAAAAUAAUUUAUUAUUUUCAGAAAUUAAGUACAAAAUAGAAUGGUGUCUUUUUUCUGAUAAUAACUUAUCCUCUUAUGCAAAGGAGUUUAUUAAUAAUUAUUCAGGCUCAGGCAAUCCAAAUAAUAUGGAAAUGAUUCUCGACAACGAAAAUGCAUUAGUUCAAUUUUUUAUUGAGUUUUAUUGUAUGAAUGAUUAA
Cryptosporidium ubiquitum is the source of this 4647-nucleotide messenger RNA. Its product is annotated as protein kinase. The record is from RefSeq and is a predicted model, not a curated record. Gene Ontology annotation, biological process: protein phosphorylation. The coding region runs from base 1 to 4647 and encodes 1548 amino acids. Gene Ontology annotation, molecular function: ATP binding; protein kinase activity. The transcript has a single exon. Lineage: Eukaryota; Apicomplexa; Conoidasida; Eucoccidiorida; Cryptosporidiidae.